UGUUUGUAACUUUCUAAGUCUGUAAUCAGUUAAUAUAAAGUUAUGUUUUUCAGGCUGAACGGGAGUUUCUGAAAAGGAACACUUGUAAUUUUAUAUCGUGCUACAUUAUCGAAUCUUCUGCUGAUUUGCAAAAUUUUUAAGGGUAUUUAUUAGGUUGUUUUCAAAUCAGCGAAUCAGGCUGAAAGUGAUAUCAAAAGGAUAAGCAAGUUAAUUUGACCUUGGCCGCAAAAACAGGUACUGUCUGAGUUGCUUUGACCUUCGCAACAAAUCCAAUUCACAAUUUCGCAGCAACGCUAACCGAGCACCGUAUAAUUGUUAUCACCAAGUUGUGUCGGAGGACUUUUUUUAUUACUGGGAUUGUUCAACUAAGCUUGCGUUUUCUGGCGAUGGCUCGCCUUAAGUUAUACCUAAUUUGUAUACUGGGUUUGUUUCCUGCCGAACUCCUCGUUGAGGCUGAAGCUGAAAAUGUAACUGAUAUAGAUGUCGAGGCGAAGAAACUGCAAAUUUUGAGGACUAGGAGGAAAUUGGAACUCGAAGGGAAAAGCGAACUCCUGAAGAAAUCUCUUUCCGGCACUGACUUGACCGUGAGAGCUGGUCCUCCCAACCAAAGUCCGUGCAGCUCCUCGGAGUACACGUGCUCUUCGGGAGUCAUCUGUAUCAGCAUUGGCAGCCUCUGCGACUCAAGGUCCGAUUGUGGCGACAAGUCGGACGAGUCUGACUGUUUCGUCUACCCAGAGAAGCCGACACCAGAAGACAAGUGCCGACCCACUCAAUUCAGAUGUGCGGAUAAUAAAGGCUGUAUCGACACAAAGUACAGGUGUGACAAUAUCCCAGACUGUCUGGAUCGAUCAGAUGAAGAUGGAUGUGUUGUUCCUCCGACCAUCUGCACUUCAGGAGCAUUUCAGUGCAACUCAGGUAAAUGCAUUCCUGACUCAAGUUUUUGUGAUGGAUACAACGAUUGCGAAGACGGAUUUGAUGAAUUGUUUUGCAAGAAGCCGCCUACAUGUUGGGAAAAUGAGUAUACUUGUGCUAACGGCCAGUGCGUUUCUGCGAGUUGUGUAUGCAACGGAGUACGAGAUUGCGACGAUGGUUCUGACGAAGGUCGAUAUUGUUCCACGGUUCGUCCGCCUCCAAUCCAACGAUGUGGGCAGAACGAAUACACAUGUUCCAAUGGCCAGUGCGUUUCUGAGAGUUGUGUAUGCAAUGGAGUACUAGAUUGCGACGAUGGUUCUGACGAAGGUCGAUAUUGCUCCACGGUUCGUCCGCCUCCAAUCCAACGAUGUCGGCAGAACGAAUACACUUGUUCCAAUGGCCAGUGCGUUUCUGAGAGUUGUGUAUGCAAUGGAGUACUAGAUUGCGACGAUGGUUCUGACGAAGGUCGAUAUUGCUCCACGGUUCGUCCGCCUCCAAUCCAACGAUGUCGUCAGUACGAAUACACUUGUUCCAAUGGUCAGUGCGUUUCUGAGAGUUGUUUAUGCAACGGAGUAAGAGAUUGCGAUGAUGGUUCUGAUGAAGGUCGAUAUUGCUCCACGGUUCGUCCGCCUCCAAUCCAACGAUGUCGGCAGAACGAAUACACAUGUUCCAAUGGUCAGUGCGUUUCUGAGAGUUGUUUAUGCAACGGAGUAAGAGAUUGCGAUGAUGGUUCUGAUGAAGGUCGAUAUUGCUCCACGGUUCGUCCGCCUCCAAUCCAACGAUGUCGGCAGAACGAAUACACAUGUUCCAAUGGUCAGUGCGUUUCUGAGAGUUGUUUAUGCAACGGAGUAAGAGAUUGCGAUGAUGGUUCUGAUGAAGGUCGAUAUUGCUCCACGGUUCGUCCGCCUCCAAUCCAACGAUGUCGGCAGAACGAAUACACUUGUUCCAAUGGUCAGUGCGUUUCUGAGAGUUGUGUAUGCAACGGAGUACAAGAUUGCCACGAUGGUUCUGACGAAGGAAGAUUCUGCCCUACGAUCCCACCACCUACGAUUAAACAGUGUCGCCUUAAUGAGUUCAUGUGUGGUAAAAGUCGGCUCUGCAUUCCCGCAGACCUGGUUUGCAACAAGUAUCCCGAUUGCCCUGAUAGCGAGGACGAAGGUUCCUUUUGCCGACCUUUACCCACACCGAAACCUAUCAAACUAUGUGCCGACAAUGAGUAUACAUGUUCGAAUGGAUUUUGUAUUCCGAUGCGAUUACUAUGCGAUGGGAAACCAGAUUGUGUUUCUGGUGACGACGAGGGUUCGUUUUGCCCAACCAAGCCACCUCCCCCUCGACCCAAGCAAUGUGAGCUCGGAGAGUUCAUGUGUUUCCGUGAUGGGGUAUGCAUUCAGGAAUAUUAUGUUUGUGAUGGAAAACCCGACUGUUUUGACUCAUCUGAUGAAGGUCAGUUCUGUACGCCUUUGAAACCACCGCCACCUCCCCCGCCUCCUUGUUUCGAAAAUGAGUUCACAUGUGACGACAACAAUUGCAUUCCGAUGACAGAUGUAUGCGAUGGGAGAGUCCAGUGUCGAAACGGCGAAGAUGAAGCCAAGUUUUGUCCGACAGCGCCUCCUGUGCCAACGACACCCUUGUGUGGACCUCAACAAUUUAUGUGCGGAGAUGGACAAUGUAUCCCGAAUAGCAAAGUGUGCAACGGCUAUCCUGACUGUCCGUCGGGCAAAGAUGAAGGGCAGUUCUGCACCCCAUUGCCGCCGUUGCCGCCCCCGAAACCAACUUGUCCGGCGCACCAAUUCACUUGUGGAGAUAAAACAUGCAUUGAUAUGAGGUAUGUUUGUGAUGGUUAUACACACUGUUCGAGGGGAGAAGAUGAAGCUGAAUUCUGCCCAACUUCACCUCCGAUCCCACCUCCGAAAAUCUGCGCGUCCAACCAGUUUAAAUGUCAAGAUGGAAGCUGCAUUCCCACAUCCAAAGUUUGCGACGGAUAUCCCUCGUGUCCAUAUGGCGAGGACGAAGGCGAUUUUUGCAAACCCCUUCCACCUCUUCCUCCUCCCCGGCCCAUCUGCUCUAACCAAUUUGCUUGCCCCGAUAAGUCCUGUAUACCCUACAGUUGCCUUUGCAAUGGUAAAGCCGAUUGUCUCGGAGGCGCAGACGAGGGUCCUUUUUGUCCUCCGUCGCCAAAAGAACCACGGGAACCGGUCUGCGGGAUCUCGGAGUUCAUGUGCGAAGAUGGAUAUUGCGUUUCGGAGAGAGUAGUUUGCGAUGGAAACUGGAAUUGCAGAUCGGGUGAGGAUGAAGGGUCUUUCUGCAGGACCGAUCGACCCUUGCCCCCGAUUCCCCCUCCUUGCAGACGUGACGAAUUCGUCUGUCACGACCAAACGUGCAUCCCGACUUCAAAAGUGUGCGACAGGAAAACAGACUGUUGGCAAGGCGAGGACGAAGGGCCGUUUUGCCCAGAAGGUGUGAAACCCCCGACAGCGAGAUGUGGUAAAGGUCAGUUCAUGUGUCACGAUGGAAAAUGUAUUCCAGAAUACGCGGUUUGUGACGGUAAAGUUCAAUGCAAAAUGGGCGAGGAUGAAGGUAGAUUUUGCACAGUGAACCCUAUUUUGCCGCCAGAAAUUUGCGGCUCAACUGAGUUUGUUUGCCUGGAUGGAACUUGCUUGCCAGAUUCGAAAGUUUGCAACGGUAGACGUGAUUGCUCACAAGGGGAAGACGAAGGCAAUUUCUGCAGCAAAAAAUGUGCUCAAAAUCAGUUCCAGUGCAGGGAUGGCUCUUGCAUUAAGGAAACUUGUGUUUGCGACGGAUUCUGGAAUUGCCCGGACGGCGAUGAUGAAAAUGGCAACUGUCCCGAUAAUUCUGGAAAGAGUGGCAAGGGUUCCGGAAACAAGGGGGGAAGUCGAGGAAGUGGCACGGGCGGAAGUGGAACGGGAGGAAGUGGAACAGGCGGAAGUGGCGGAGGAUCCCUUCAAAUUUUUGUGAUGCCUGCUAAUGGAGGUCAAAUGCCAACACAAUCUAGCAAUAGUUUGAGCACUGUAAAUAUAACGCACGAGUUAACAUCAAUACUUAACAUGAUUAAAAAUGAGGCUAGUGAUAACAGCAGAAAACCAGCAGCAGUUCCUAGUGGAAGGGAGUCGAAUGAAAAGGCAGGAUGGUCUAAAGAAAAAACAGAAACCGCUGGAAGAACGAAGACUAGCGGAGGCCGCCAUGUGGUGUCAACUCGCCAAUGCACUUUUGGAGUGGAGUUUGCAUGUGGAAGUGGCGAGUGUAUUCGUAUAGAUGACGUGUGCAAUAGAGAAAGAGAUUGUUCGGAUGGUUCGGACGAGGGAGUUACUUUGUGCACGAAGCCCAGUGGAGGUGGCGACAAGAAGGUAGAACUGGAUUGCAGAGAAUACACAUGUACAGACUUCUCAUGCUGCAUAUCUUUUGACCAGAUCUGUGACGGGUAUUCGAACUGUGCCAAUUCUGAAGAUGAGCUGUUUUGCACCGGGGUCAGUGGGGGAGCUGAUACUGGGUCUCAAGUACCUGGAGGUGCUGGUGGCGUUGGUCCAGGACCCUUGAGGGAAACACCGUGUCCUGUGGAUAGGAGUACUGGAAAAAAUCAGUUUGCUUGCAUCCAGACUGGGGAGUGCAUUGCCAACAGGUUGGUAUGCGAUAAAACAGUGGAUUGCCUCGACGGAUCCGAUGAAGCUGGCUGCAACUACUUCGAAGGUCAGGAGCCAUGGCUAGCGUCACAAUCAAACACGGGUGGCAACACACCUGGACAUAUGAACCCUGGAAAUGUGAACUCUGGAUCCUGGAUGCCUGCUCGUACAGAAUCGGGAUCCGGAAGUUCUGUUGGUUGGCAGUCGGGAGUUCCGAUUAGAGGCGAAGAGUCCGAUUGUCCCCCCGGAGAAGCCAAAUGCGACUUAGAUGAUGCCAGGAGUAAUUGUGUUCCGAUGUACAAGUUCUGCGACCGGAAAAAAGACUGUCCAAACAAUGAAGAUGAAGUGAUUGAUAGGUGUAUGCUGUUGUCGCAAUAUUUACAUGAAGUCGAUUCUAAUUAUCCGGGAGGAAUGUAACUAAUCUGAAUAUGAAUGUGUAUUGAAUACAUCUACUAAUUAUAACAGUUCAAUUGAACAUUUGAUAAA
Symsagittifera roscoffensis is the source of this 5036-nucleotide messenger RNA. RefSeq names its product low-density lipoprotein receptor-related protein 2-like. The record is from RefSeq and is a predicted model, not a curated record. The coding region runs from base 387 to 4967 and encodes 1526 amino acids. Lineage: Eukaryota; Metazoa; Xenacoelomorpha; Acoela; Convolutidae. Gene Ontology annotation, molecular function: protein binding. The transcript has 8 exons. Gene Ontology annotation, cellular component: plasma membrane.